This is a messenger RNA of Asparagus officinalis (garden asparagus), 1271 nucleotides long. Its product is annotated as caffeoylshikimate esterase-like. The coding region runs from base 68 to 1003 and encodes 311 amino acids. Lineage: Eukaryota; Viridiplantae; Streptophyta; Magnoliopsida; Asparagales; Asparagaceae. Gene Ontology annotation, cellular component: membrane. The transcript is spliced from 8 exons. The record is from RefSeq and is a predicted model, not a curated record. Gene Ontology annotation, molecular function: lipase activity.
CUUCUCUCGAACUCACAAACUCUUAACUCCUUUGAACCCUAAACCCAAACCUUCUUCCAUUCUAAAUAUGAAUAGCAUCAAAUAUGAAGAGGAAUAUAUUCUCAACUCUAGAGGAUUGAAGCUCUUCACAUGCCAAUGGAUUCCCACAAACCAAGACCCAAAAGCUUUGAUCUUCCUCUGCCAUGGUUAUGCCAUGGAAUCUAGCAUCUCAAUGAAAGGAACUGGGAUUCGACUUGCAGAGGCUGGCUUUGCAGUGUAUGGGAUUGAUUAUGAAGGCCAUGGAAAGUCCUCUGGAUUGCAAGGAUACAUAUCCAGUUUCGAUGAUCUCGUUAGCGAUUGCUCUGAACAUUUUACAAAUAUUUGCGAGAGUAAGGAGAACAAGAGGAAGAAGAGAUUUAUACUCGGUGAGUCCAUGGGAGGAGCUGUGGUCCUAAAGUUACAUAGCAAGAAGCCCCAUUAUUGGGAUGGAGCUGUUUUGGUUGCACCUAUGUGCAAGAUUGCUGAAGAAAUGAAGCCUCAUCCAGUGGUCAUAAAUGUUUUAACCAAGCUAUGUAGAAUUAUUCCCACAUGGAAAAUUAUUCCCACCCAAGACAUCAUAGACAAAGCCAUAAAGAAUCCAGAAAAGAGAAAAGAGGUCCGCAAUAAUCCUUAUUGCUACAAAGGCAAGCCUCGCCUAAAGACUGGUCAUGAGUUACUCAUGGUUAGCCUAGACAUUGAGAAGAACCUAAAUCAGGUAUCAUUGCCGUUCAUGAUCGUUCAUGGUGGAGAUGACACCGUUACAGACCCGUCAGUCAGUCAAUCUUUGUAUGAGACUGCAUCGAGCAAAGAUAAAACUUUCAAGCUCUAUCCAAAAAUGUGGCAUGCAUUAACAUCUGGUGAAUCACAGGAGAACAUUAAUCUUGUAUUCUCGGAUAUAAUCACUUGGCUAGAUGAGAGGUCAAUGACGAUAAAUCUCAAAUCCGAGUUGGAGCACAAGGCAAUUCAUGAUGCAAAAAUAUUUUGAUAGGAUAUGUAUAUUUUUGACCAAAAUGUAGUGAAAAGACAACUAGUCGAUCAUAACAAUUUAUUGUUAUGAUGCAAAGAAACAAAUUAGGAUAAGAGUCAUUUGUGAUUUAUUUUACAAUUAGUUGUUUAUCAAGCAAUAAUGAAAGCAAGUUGAUGUACAGCGUAAAGAUUGGGAUAAGGGGUAUCUUAUUCACCUUAUCCCAGGAUUAAAGUUAUGUGGAUGAAAAUAUUUGAAAUAAAUAGUGAGUAAAUAUUGUUUAAUUGAA